AUGGCCUCCUCAGACAGUACACUCGAAGGCACACUUUCGCGAUCAGAAUCCAUCCGCUCGGCCGUUCAGACCUUCUCGCCUCUUCAUGAGCUCGUCUUCGUCUUUGUGGUCUGCAUGUCGCAGUUCAUGACGCAGGCCGCGCUCGGAAACACCCUCGCCCCACUUGAGAUCAUCAGCGACAGCUUCGGCAUCACCAACCCUGGUAUUUCCAGUUGGCUAAUCGCUGGGUACUCCCUAACUGUCGGCACUUUCAUUCUAUUCUUCGGCCGCUGUGGCGAUAUUUUCGGAUACCGUAUCUUGUAUGUCACCGGGUGGAUCUGGUUCGCGAUCUGGUCCCUGGUGGCGGGGGUGAGUGUGUAUUCGAACUACAUCCUGUUCAUUUUUGCGCGUACCUUGCAAGGCAUCGGGCCUGCGAUGCUCCUUCCUAAUGGCCUGGCCCUGCUGGGUGCGACGUACCGACCGGGAAAGAAGAAGUAUAUGGUCUUCUCGCUCUUCGGGGCUACCGCGCCAAACGGCGCCGUUUUGGGAGCCAUCUUUGCGUCGCUGUUUUCCCAGCUCGCUUGGUGGCCGUGGACUUUCUGGGCCAUGGCGAUCUAUUGCUUUGUGUUGGCGAUCAUGUCCCUCCUUGCGAUUCCUCCUUCCCCGUCAGUCGCGCAGGGUAUGUCGCUUGCGCAGCUGAUGUCUGAACUAGACGUGGCCGGGGCAUUCUUCGGAGUUGCAGGCUUGGUCCUGAUCAACAUCGCGUGGAACCAGGCACCCGUGGUAGGAUGGCAGGAGGCAUAUGUAUACGUCCUGCUAAUCAUCGGAGCCCUGAUUCUAGCCAUGUUCUUCGUCUGGGAGAUCAAGUACGCGGCCAAGCCACUCAUCCCUUUCCACGCACUGGAUCUCGACGUCUGCUUUAUCCUGGGCUGCAUUGCAUGUGGCUGGGCCAGUUUCGGCAUCUGGGUCUACUACUUCUGGCGGUUCUUGGAGAAUAUCCGAGGCAUAUCGCCGUUGCUGGCAUCGGCGCAGUUCAUACCGCCGGCCUUGUCCGGACUGACGGCCUCAUUCACGACGGGACUCCUCAUGGCGAAAAUGCGGCCCGGCUGGAUCAUGCUGAUGGCCAUGGUGGCUUUCACCCUGGGUAAUAUAUUUUCGGCUAUCGCUCCGGUUCAUCAGACGUAUUGGGCGUUGGCCUUUGUAACGCUGUUGGUCACUCCGUGGGGAAUGGACAUGUCGUUCCCUGCGGCCACGGUUGUCUUGUCGAAUGCGGUCGGGCGUCGCCAUCAGGGUGUUGCAGCGUCGUUGGUCACGACGGUCGUUAAUUAUAGCAUCUCGCUGGGGCUGGGCUUUGCGGGCACUGUCGAGGUGCAUGUGAAUAACGGUGGCCAAACCUUCCAUGAUACGCUUAAAGGGUAUCGCGGAGCCUUGUACAUGGGUAUCGGACUGGGUGGGCUUGGAGUUGCCAUCAGUGUGCUCUAUCUCAUCAAGAGCAGACCGAAACCGGGCCAGGAGGAGAAUCGGCUGGAAAAAGCAGCUGAAUGA
Molecule: messenger RNA, 1524 nt
Organism: Aspergillus piperis CBS 112811
Lineage: Eukaryota; Fungi; Ascomycota; Eurotiomycetes; Eurotiales; Aspergillaceae
Product: MDR family MFS transporter
Exons: 1
Coding region: 1-1524 (507 amino acids)
Biological process (GO): transmembrane transport
Cellular component (GO): membrane
Molecular function (GO): transmembrane transporter activity
Source: RefSeq, a predicted model, not a curated record